Molecule: messenger RNA, 1216 nt
Organism: Arabidopsis arenosa
Lineage: Eukaryota; Viridiplantae; Streptophyta; Magnoliopsida; Brassicales; Brassicaceae
Source: the annotation of a GenBank genome assembly
CUCGUCUUCGUCACCGGAGAAAUCAAAACCCAAUGUCGAAAUCCAACGAAAACCAACCAGUUGAUCGUUAUCUCCGCCGUCAAAUCCUCGGAGAAGGAACAUACGGUGUCGUUUACAAAGCCACCGACACAAAGACUGGAAAAACUGUAGCAGUGAAGAAGAUAAGAUUAGGAAACGAAAAGGAAGGCAUAAAUUUCACAGCUUUGAGAGAGAUAAAGCUAUUAAAAGAGCUGAAUCAUCCACACAUUGUUGAGCUCAUUGAUGCGUUUCCUCACAAUGGAAGUUUGCAUUUAGUUUUUGAGUAUAUGCAAACGGAUUUAGAAGCAGUGAUUCGUGAUCGUAAUAUCUUUUUAUCACCUGGUGAUAUUAAGUCUUAUAUGUUGAUGACUUUGAAGGGUUUAGGUUAUUGUCAUAAGAAAUGGGUUCUUCACAGGGAUAUGAAGCCGAAUAAUUUGUUGAUUGGAGAGAAUGGUUUGUUGAAGUUAGCUGAUUUUGGUUUGGCGAGGUUGUUUGGGAGUCCGAAUCGGAGGUUUACUCAUCAGGUAUUUGCUACAUGGUACAGAGCGCCUGAGUUGUUAUUUGGGAGUCGACAGUAUGGAGCAGGAGUUGAUGUUUGGGCUGCAGGUUGUAUCUUUGCUGAGCUAUUACUUCGUCGACCAUUUCUACCGGGUUCGACUGAGAUUGAUCAACUUGGAAAGAUCUUUCAAGCUUUUGGAACUCCAGUACCUUCCCAAUGGUCUGACAUGAUCUAUCUCCCAGACUACAUGGAGUUCUCUUAUACACCUGCUCCACCAUUACGUACCAUUUUCCCUAUGGCAAGCGAUGACGCUUUGGAUCUUCUAGCCAAAAUGUUCAUCUACGACCCACGACAAAGGAUCACAAUACAGCAAGCUUUAGACCACAGGUAUUUCUCGUCUUCUCCAUCACCGACUGAGCCAGGAAAGCUUCAGAUUCCGGCUUCAAAAGGAGACGCACUCGAACCAAAGGCCUCCGAGCAAAACCAACACGCAAAUAGCCCGGCCGUACUGUCACCUCCUGGUAAAAUGAGGAGAGUAAUGGGUCCUGAGGGAUUCACUUGAGAAGAUAAUGUUUAAUUUUUUGUUUUCCUACAGUAUCAUCACUUGUGGAGGUAUAUGGCUUUGAUUCUAGAAUCGCGUUUUGUAACACCUUUCUUCAAAUUAGUUACCAAUCAAAAGAAUACAAAGUAUCAACUUAC